This is a messenger RNA of Brienomyrus brachyistius, 2233 nucleotides long. Its product is annotated as piggyBac transposable element-derived protein 3-like. The record is from RefSeq and is a predicted model, not a curated record. The transcript is spliced from 2 exons. Bases 749 to 2035 code for a protein of 428 amino acids. Lineage: Eukaryota; Metazoa; Chordata; Actinopteri; Osteoglossiformes; Mormyridae.
GCUGAGUGAAUGGCGCGCGAGUUGCUGAACUCUCCCGCUCUCUCUUAUCGCUAGCCAACUUUGAAAACUGCUCAUGUUCCUUUACGUGACUAACCUUCAAAUGUCUGAUGAGGUUCGUGGUGUUAAAAUGCUUUGGGUGCUUCCCGCCUCAUGGAAUUGGAUGGUUACACAGGUUGCAGAUUGCUAAUGUCUUUUUCACACAACACGUAGAAUUGCUAGACCGGUGAAGCCAUUUUAGCAGCGCGCAAAAAAAUUCUCUCGCGAGUUUUGCAUCAUCUGAUCGGCUUUUCUAUAUCGGCCAUUAUCCUCCUGAGACCCGGUAAUUCAUUUUUGGGCACUGUAGUACACAUUUAGUUUUUGCUUAUAGCUCCCAUAAUAUACAUGCCACUUUGUUAAGUGCUGUUGCAUUUUAAAGCAGACAACUGUAGCUUUAAAAUGAUGUCACAUGUGUGGGGGUGUGACCUUGCCAACUCCCCCAUUUCUGUCUUUUCAAAAUGGCUGCCGUCUCCACAAGCACAUUUUAUGGAAGAAAGAUUCAUGCCUGUGUUGGAACAACACAGAAUUGAAGAUGAUGGUUCCCCAAUGACUCGUACUGGUUGGAGCCCACAGCAGUACUUCCAGCAGUACAUUGGUGAAAAACUAAUUCAGGACCUGUCCUUCUUCACCAACCAGCGUAUGGUACAGGAUUCAGGGUGUAGUUUAAAGACAACGGCAGAAGAGAUCAACACCUUUUUAGGAAUCUCUGUACAUGGCAUGCCUUGGAUAUCCAAGAAUCAAAAUGUAUUGGACUGCCAAAACAAGAGUCCCAAUUAUAGCUGAUUCUAUGACACGUGAUCGUUUCUUCAAGAUCAGGUCUUCACUGAAAGUGGUGAAUGAUCUGGAUGUGCCAGAAGAUGAAAAGAAAAAGGAUCCCCUGUGGAAAGUCAGACCUGUUAUGAAGAGAGUCCUCCAAGGUUGCCUCAACCUACCUAGACCAACAAAGAUCUGUAUUGAUGAACAGAUUGUGCCGUUCACAGGCCGUUGUCCGGUUCGUCAGUUUGUACCUGGGAAGCCAAAUCCAACAGGAUUAAAGGUGUUCGUUCUUGCAAGUCCAGGUGGCUUAGUACUGGAUUUUGAAACCUACAUGGGAAAGAACACCUUCACUCAAGUCCAACAGAUGGGAAUAGGUGGAAAUGCAGUCCUGCGUUUGACUGAGACACUUCCCAGAGGAUCACUGGUCUACUUUGACCGGUAUUUUACCACCAUCAGUGUUCUGGAUGCUCUUAAAAAAAGGGGCCUCUCUGCUACAGGAACAAUUCAAAAGAAUCGCAUCCCAAAAGAGUGCCGCUUCACUGCUGACAACAUCCUGAGCAGAAAACCAAGAGGGUCAUCAGAAAUGAUUGUACGGAGACCGGAUGAAAUAGCAGUCACCAAGUGGAUGGACAACAAGCCUGUUGUUAUGGCAUCGACUGCCCAUGGAAUUGAGCCCCAGAAUACCUGUUCCAGAUGGUCAAAGAAAGAAAAGAGGCGAAUCCAAGUCCCAAGACCUGCAGUGGUUGCAGAAUAUAACAUCAAUAUGGGAGGGGUGGACAUGUGUGAUAGAAUGCUCAGUUUCUAUAGAAUGUCCAGCAGGACCAAGAAGUGGACUGUUCACACCAUACUUCACUUCAUUGAUUUGGCCAUCACCAACUCAUGGCUUCAGUACCGACAAGAUAACCAGGCCUUGCAACAAGCUGCAAAGAACACCUCCCAGUACCUGGAGUUCAAACUCCUUUUGGUCGAGGAACUGAUAACUCGGGGACAAACAUGUCAACAAGACCUGAGUGAAUCAAGUGAUGAAGAGUUUUCUCCACAAAUCAAGAAAAGGAAGCCCCACCCAGAUGAGGCAAUAAGAAAAUAUGGUGCAGUUCACCUGCCUGAAAUGGUUGACAUUCCACGUCUUUUCAGGUGCAGAAUGCCUGGGUGCAACAGCAAAACGUAUGUGAGAUGUGUGAAGUGUCAAAUGUUCCUCUGUGUCUCCAAAAAAUCACAGUGCUUCCUCAGAUAUCAUAAAUGAAUGUGUUUCUGUGUUGUUUUUAAUGGAAAUAUGUUCAAUAUUUUUUGAUAUCCUGCUCACAAAGAUUUCAGUGCAGUCUUCAAUUUUCAUAAUGAGCUCUUGAAUUUUCUUGAUCUUUCACAGUAAUGACAUCCUGUUGUGCACUGAAGUGCACAUGUUGUAAAAUUUAAAUAAAGUUAGGUACAAAAAAAAUAAUGU